AAGCUCUAUUUUGAUUUGAUUUGAUAACAUUGCACGCGAUGGAUCCUGAGCAAGAAGAGGUAGAAGUGAUUGAAAUUGAUGAGAAUGAACCUGUUCCAGAUGAAGAUGAUGACGACGAAGGAGGGGAUUUGUCAGCUGAUAUAAAUGAAAUGGACUUGGAGAAUGAAGUCCAGUAUGACUCGGAUGAGUUUGAUGAUGAAGCUACCUAUAGGGAUGAUGCUACCUUUGUUUAUAAGAAGCAUGCAGAUUCCGUUUUUACUGCACGGAUUGACAGUAAGACCAGUGACCUUGUAAUAACAGGAGGUCAGGAUGACACGGCUUAUGUUUGGUCUGCUUCUUCAGGAGAAACCAAAUUCCAGUGUGAUGGUCACAAAGAUUCUGUGACAUGUGUUGGAUUCAGUCAUGAUGGUGUAUACGCAGCGUCAGCGGAUUUAAGUGGACUUGUCAAAGUGUGGAAAGUGGAGACUGGAAAAGAAGUCUGGUCAUUUGAGUGCUCAGAUAUUGAGUGGAUGCAGUGGCACCAAAUUGCCCAUGUCCUCAUUGUGGGCACACAGGAUGGAGACACUUGGAUGUGGAAGAUUCCCAGUGGUGACUGUAAAACAUUUCAGGGACAUGGAUCUUCAUCAGGAAGUGGAUGUCUUCUGCCAGAUGGAAAGAGGCUUUGUGUUGGAUAUGAAGAUGGGACAGUUAAAGUCUGGGACAUGAAAACAGCAACAUGUUUACAUCACGUGAAUGGCAAAGACAUUCACACAUCAUCUGUCGUCUGUGUAGACUGUCACCAAGAUAAUAACUUGAUACUGACAGGAUCCACAGAUGCCACAGCGAAGGUGAUCCACAGCACCACGGGCAAAGUAGUGACCACAUUUAAUUGUGCAGAGGAGAAUACAGAAAAAGAGAAUUCAGUGGAAAGCUGUGCAUUCUCAGACUCGCAAUCUUCCCUAGCAGCCACAGGCACUCUGACAGGGAAGCUGAUUAUCUGGGACAUUCCAACUCAGACAAAUCGUAAUACCUGUGAACACAUUGGAGGUGUGGUAAAAGUUAAAUGGGACACAUCCUCUCCCCUGGUCUACACAGCCUGUCUUGACGGGGUUAUCCGACUGUGGGACGCUAGAAAUGGGAAGUGCUCCUCGGAGUGGGUGGGACAUCAGGACGCCCUACUUGACUUUGAUGUGUCAAAAGAUGGAAAAACUUUGGUGUCAGUUUCAGAGGACAACACAGCAAGAGUUUUCUCAUUGCACAAGCCAGAUAGUUAAUGUACAAAUUUGCUUUUAUUAAAAUUCAUUUUUAAAAGA
Messenger RNA from Saccostrea echinata, 1292 nucleotides. Its product is annotated as angio-associated migratory cell protein-like. NCBI's taxonomy places the organism in Eukaryota, Metazoa, Mollusca, Bivalvia, Ostreida, Ostreidae. Gene Ontology annotation, molecular function: protein binding. The record is from RefSeq and is a predicted model, not a curated record. The transcript has 11 exons. Bases 39 to 1253 code for a protein of 404 amino acids.